Messenger RNA from Marmota monax (woodchuck), 3762 nucleotides. RefSeq names its product zinc finger protein 709. NCBI's taxonomy places the organism in Eukaryota, Metazoa, Chordata, Mammalia, Rodentia, Sciuridae. Gene Ontology annotation, molecular function: DNA-binding transcription factor activity; RNA polymerase II cis-regulatory region sequence-specific DNA binding. Bases 344 to 3058 code for a protein of 904 amino acids. Gene Ontology annotation, biological process: regulation of transcription by RNA polymerase II. The record is from RefSeq and is a predicted model, not a curated record. The transcript has 6 exons.
GUCCUUCCUCCUCAGGUCAGGCAUCCGCUGCUCGCGAGUGUCCGGUGCGUCUGCGCAGCCUAUGAGCCCUGGGAGGACGGUGAGUCCCCCUGGAGGCCCACCGGUUAGUGUGUGCAGAGGACUGGCGGCACCCUGUCGGCACCUGCCGUGGGGACCCAGCCUGCGGGUUGCUCUGCCUCUGAAUUACCCUUGGGCCUGAGAGGGCUGCUCCUCCUCCAGCUGCUAAGUGUCACAACUUGGGCUCUGUCGAGCUCAGAAUCCAUCUCCAGGACUGUGUCUUCUCUGCUGUGUGAGACCCAAGUGGCUCUGGCUCAGAUCUGUCUCCCUGUGACCUGCAGGUGCUAUGAGGUCCUCAGGAAGGAUGUCAGGACUCCCCAGAAGGCAGGAAAUGAAUUCAGUGGCCUUUGAGGAUGUGGCUGUAAACUUCACCCAGGAGGAGUGGGCUUUGCUGGAUCUCUCCCAGAAGAAUCUCCACAGAGACGUGAUGCAAGAAGUCCUUAGAAACCUGGCUUCUAUAGGAGACAAGUGGAAAAAUCAGAACAGAAAUACUGAAAGAGAUCUAAGGCACAUUAUAUCUCACUCUGCAAACAAAUUGUAUGAGAAUGAGUUGAGUGCAGGGAAGCCAUAUGAACUUAAACAGAAGAAAACAUCUUUAAUUUCUCACACAAGUGUUCAAAGACAAGCAUCUGUGCACACUAUAGUUGAAACUUAUGAAUGUCUAACAAGUGGAAAAGGGUUAAGUUGUUCCUUGUGUUUUCAAAAAUAUCAACAAUCUCAUACCAGAGAGACAGCUUACAGAUGUAAUCAAUCUAGUAAAGUCUUCACUAGUUCCUCUUAUCUUCCAAUACGUAAACGAACACAUACUGGAGAGAAGACCCAUAAAUGUAAACAGUGUGGGAAAGCCUUCACUUGUUCCUCUCACCUUCAAAGACAUAAACAAACUCAUACUGGAGAGAAGCCCUAUGAAUGUAAAAAAUGUGGAAAAGCCUUCAGUCGUUCCUCUUACCUUCACAUACAUGAACGAUUUCAUACUGGAGAGACGCUUAAUAGAUGUAAACGAUGUGGGAAAGUGUUUGCUACCUCCAGUCAGCUUCAUUCACAUGAAUGGACUCAUAAUGGAAAGAAACCCUAUCAGUGUGAACAAUGUGGGAAAGCCUUCAUAUAUUGUUCUUCCUUCCAGCGACAUCAGCGAAUUCAUACUGGGGAGAAACCCUAUGAAUGUAAGGAAUGUGGCAAAGCCUUUACUUAUUCCUUUUAUCUUCAAACACAUAAACAAACUCAUACUGGAGAGAAGCCUUAUGAAUGUAAACAAUGUGGAAAAAGCUUCAGUUGUUCUUCUUACCUUCGUAGACAUAAAUUAAUUCAUACUGGUGAGAAGCCCUAUGAAUGUAAGCAAUGUGGGAAAACCUUUACUUAUUCCUUUCAUCUUCAAACACAUAAACGAAUUCACACUGGAGAGAAGCCCUGUAAAUGUAAACAAUGUGGGAAAGCCUUCAGUUGUUCCUCUUACCUUCGAAGACAUAAACAAAUUCAUACCGGAGAGAAGCCCUAUGAAUGUAAGCAGUGUGGGAAAGCCUUUACUCAUUCCUCUCAACUUCAGACACAUAAACGAAUUCAUACUGGAGAGAAGCCCUAUGAAUGUAAACAAUGUGGGAAAGUCUUUGUUUAUUCUGCUUCUCUUUGGCAACAUAAACGAAUUCAUACUGGAGAGAAACCCUAUGAAUGUAUGCAAUGUGGAAAAGCCUUUACUAAUUCCUCCCAACUUCAAACACAUAAACGAACUCAUACUGGAGAGAAGCCCUAUGAAUGUAAACAAUGUGGGAAAGUCUUUGUUUCUUUAACUUCCCUUUGCCAACAUGAACGAAUUCAUACUGGAGAGAAGCCCUAUGAAUGUAACCAAUGUGGGAAAGCAUUCAGUUGUUCCUCUUACCUUUCUAGACAUAAACGAAUUCAUACUGGAGAGAAGCCCUAUGAAUGUAAGCAGUGUGGGAAAGCCUUUACUCAUUCCUCUCAACUUCAAACACAUAAACGAAUUCAUACUGGAGAGAAGCCCUAUGAAUGUAAACAAUGUGGAAAAGCCUUUGUUUAUUCCAAUUCCCUUCGACAACAUGAACGAAUUCAUACUGGAAAAAAGCCCUAUGAAUGUAAGCAAUGUGGGAAAGCUUUUACUCAGUCCUCUCAACUUCAAAGACAUAAACGAACUCAUACUGGAGAGAAGCCCUUUGAAUGUAAACAAUGUGGGAAAGCCUUUGCUUCUUCUACAUCCCUUCAGCAACAUAAACGAAUUCAUACUGGAGAGAAGCCCUAUGAAUGUGAGCAAUGUGGGAAAACUUUUACUUACUCCUUUCAAACACAUAAACGAAUUCAUACUGGAGAGAAGCCCUAUGAAUGUAAGCAAUGUGGGAAAGCCUUCAGUUGUUCCUCUUACCUUAAAGUACAUAAACGAUCGCAUACUGGAGAGAGGCCAUAUGAAUGUAAACAAUGUGGGAAAGCCUUCAGUUGUUCCUCUUACCUUCAAAGACAUAAACGAAUUCAUACUGGAGAAAAGCCCUAUAAAUGUAAACAAUGUGGGAAAACCUUUGUUUCUUCAACUUCCCUUUGCCAACAUGAACGAAUUCAUACUGGAGAGAAGCCCUAUAAAUGUAAGCAAUGUGGAAAAGCCUUUAUUUAUUCCAGUUCCCUUCAAAGACAUAAACAAAUUCAUACUGGAGAGAAGCCCUAUGAAUGUAAGCAGUGUGGAAAAGUGUUUGUUUCUUCAACUUCCCUUUGCCAACAUGAACGAAUUCAUACUGGAGAGAAGCCCUUUGAAUGUAAGCAGUGUGGGAAAGCCUUCAGUUGUUCCUCUUACCUUCAUAGACAUAAACGAACUCAUACUGGAGAGAAGCCCUAUGAAUGUAAGCAGUGUGGGAAAGCCUUUGUUUAUUCCAGUUCCCUUCAAAGACAUAAACGAAGUCAUACAGGAAAGAAGCCCUAUGAAUGUAAGCAAUGUGGUAAAGCCUUCACUACAUCUUCUUAUCUUCAAAGACAUAAACAAAGUCAUGCUGUAGAGAAACUCUAGGAAUGUAAAUAAUUGGGAAAAGCCUUCACUACUUCCUCUUAUGUUUAAAUACGUAAAUGAAUUCAUACUUGAGAAAAGCUCUAUGAGUGUAAACAAUGUGGAAAAGUCGUUGCUGGAUCCAGAUAGCUUCAUUCACAUGAAUGAACUCAUAAAGGAAAGAAGCCCUAUGGAUGUAAAUAGUGGGGGACAGCCUUCACUAGGUCUGCUCACCUUCACAGACAUGAAUGAUUUCAUAAUGGGGAGAAACCUUAUAAAUGUAAACAAUGUGGGAGAGCCUUCACUAGUUCCUUUUCCCUUCACAUACAUGAACAAUUUCAUACAGGAAAAAAGCCUUGCCGUUGUAAACAAUGUGGGAAGGCCUUCACUACUUCUGUUUACCUUUACACACAUGAAUUAACUCAUAUUACAGAGAAACCUGACUAAUGUAAGCAGUGUGGGAAAUCCUUCACUACAUCUAGUCACUUUUAUUUGCUUGAAAGAACUCAUGUUGGAGAGAUGGCCCAUGUAUGUAAAAAUGUGGGAAAGCCUUUACAUCAUGUAGUUACAUUAUAAAACAUCAAACAACAUUGCUUGAAAGAACUCAUGUUGGAGAGAUGGCCCACGUAUGUAAAAAUGUGGGAAAGCCUUUACUUCAUUAGUUAGAUUAUAAAACAUCAAACAACUCAUCAGGAAAAAAAUCCCUAAUAAAGAGAAAAAAUGUGAAA